GUGUAUUUGAAGGACCAUUUAUACUUACCUGGUCGGUUCUGAAAUUUCCGGAGUAGACAUGAGGAAUCAAACGGGCAAUUAUGUCUGGGCAGUUUGCCUUGUUGUAUUGCACGGGCUUAACCUCUUGGACCUUACAGUAGCUGCAGAGAAAAUGUGCACUGACAAUGUACCCUCUGUGAAAAGAGGAGUUAAAUUGGUCAAUGCUCAAAUCCUCUCCACUAACGCCAGUGGACUGAUGGUCUGUGCACGCUACUGUCUUGGGAAAAAGUAUUGUGAGUCAUUCAACUAUAAUGAGGGACAAAAUCAGUGUGAUCUGAACUAUAAGUCAUCUGACAGCACAGACGCAAACAUGGAAAGUAUAUCAAGCUUUCUCUUCUCUGACAUUCAACACUGGCCACAGCGACUUGCUGCAAUGUGUACCAACCAUGUGUGCCCUCUCAAUACCAUUUGCAUUCCAGCAGGAGAACCAGUUUGUGAGGUGUCUGGUUGUUUAACGUCUCAUCUCCAUGCCAUUCCCAAUGCCGUCUUGAACACCACAGUUUCUGCUCGUGAACUUCCAAUAGGAACUACUGUCAAGUAUGUGUGUGAAUCAGAUUUCUACCCAGAAGCCAGUGCAUCAUGUGGACUGAGUGGUAAUUGGUCAUUCACAGAUUGCCGUUUAGCCGUACCAUCCUCAUGUCGUGAGGUGAAGCAGUGUGCGCCGACCAGUGGAGAUGGGGAAUACUGGAUUAGGUUGCCUAACUUCGACUUCUACAGAACUCGCGUCUACUGCAACAAUAUGAGUAGCGGGAACCCAAAGGAGUAUCUUACACUUAAAUAUAAAAAUUAUGGUAUUUUUCCUAAUAAGACUAACAAAGUUUGCCAAGGAGAAACAAAUCUGUAUCCCACCUGUGAAGGGCGUGAUGGAGAAGUAUGGUACUCGAAAAUAAGAGUUCAUCCAGUCACAAUGCAUGUGAUUGUUGACGACACCACGUAUGCAAACAUUUCACAAACUCCUCCGAGGUAUGGCUAUGCAAAAGAUUGUUAUGCUAAACAUGAAGAUUUCAAUGUGAGUUCUUGUGGGGCUAAAGGAGAAUUCACCAUCGAUCUGCGAGGAACAGGAUGGAUUGUUUCACCCGAGCAACAAUGGAAACUGACAGGCUACAAAUCAGCCUUAGAGACUUUGUCAAGGAGUGCUGAGGGGGCUGUUAUUCAUAUCAAAUGCGGCGGGUUUGGAGGAGGUUGUGUACCCAAUGGUACAUUGUCGUUGGUACCGAAUGUGUUAGACAAUAUAACAGAAAGUUCUGCUGACAGGUACCAGUGCAACUGACGAAUUCUGAUACUGUAAACGCUCUAAUUAAUUCUGUGAACUGUAAAUUAAUCUAAACUACUCCAAACAAGCACCGUAAAACUGACAAAAUUCAUAGACUCUUUUAAGGAAAUACAAAUUUCGAAUAAUGCCCUACCCUUCGUCCAUUAAGUUAACAAUCAGAUGUUAUUUGGUAGAUAUUUCAUUCAUCUUGAUCCCUGUGACAUUCGGUUUUGCCAGUCACUGGAUCAUGGUACAAGUACAGUGUCAAUCGUAAAAGUGACCGUAUUCCAUUUCAGUUCAGUUAGGUUUUGAAUUUAUACUAUUCUUUCAGUCGCCCGUGAACAAAAGUUGAAAAUGGUAUUUAAUCAAACUUAUAUGGUUAAUGUGCUCAAUCACGUAGCAUUUGUGUGUCGUGUCGUGACUGAGUGAGUGAGUUGGUUUUAAUGAUGUCUUCUGUGUGUGUUUCUAGUCAGAGCAUGCCAAGAGGACAUUUUGAAUUUAGCUGAUUAAAAAUGAAUGCAUUGACAUUUCAGAUAGGAAUUAUGAUUUUAAGAUCCCUAUGAUUUUAAGUGGUUAAGACAAGUUGGCAUUUACAAGCAGCAUGCUUUUAGCGUUUUCAAAGAUACAAAGCAAAAGCUUCUCUGUUGCAACUUGAACUUGUAUGUGAGAUGACACGCGAAUUUCUUGGUAAAUAUAUAAAUCUUAGAUUUCAAAGCUACUGAUAAAACAAGUGAAAGUUCACACAUAACAUUGGUCACUAAUUCAUUAUUCUUUUCUUUAGGGGAAAAUUUUAUAUCUACCAGUGUCUACAUACAUACAGUGUAUUGGACAUCGAAAACGUCAAUGAACUUUCAAGGAUUAGCAUCCAGAAACAAAUUUUACAGAAUAUUAAACAAUCAAAC
Messenger RNA from Haliotis rufescens (red abalone), 2193 nucleotides. Its product is annotated as A disintegrin and metalloproteinase with thrombospondin motifs 20-like. Gene Ontology annotation, molecular function: metalloendopeptidase activity; zinc ion binding. NCBI's taxonomy places the organism in Eukaryota, Metazoa, Mollusca, Gastropoda, Lepetellida, Haliotidae. The coding region runs from base 59 to 1309 and encodes 416 amino acids. The record is from RefSeq and is a predicted model, not a curated record. The transcript has a single exon.